AUGUCGAACAACCGUUUGGAAAAAUGGUUUCCCUUCAGGAAAGACUCGAAACGGACUUCACCUGACGAGACAGCGACACAAGGCCUAAAUGAGACUCCCUUUCCUCCAUCUCCUGCCUCUGAAACAGUGUGGUCCCCCAAUGAACUUGGUGAUUUAUUACAAACCCCAACGGACCUGAACCGAAAGCCAUCUUCUGCCAGGGCUUCCCGAGCAAGCUCGACACUCGGACUUCCCUCGCGGAAUCCGUCAGCGACCACCGAUCGACGUAACGACCCUCUCGGUUUGACCGUUGUCCAUGAACCAGAAACAUCGCCUUCUCUUGACAUAAUUUUUGUUCAUGGUCUAGGAGGUACUAGCCGCGCUACAUGGGCGCGAGGUCGAGAUUUACAGUACUUCUGGCCAGAGAAAUGGCUUCCUCUCGAGCCAGGAAUUCGAAUGGCAAGAAUCCUGUCCUUUGGCUACAACGCAAGCUGGGCCUCCACCGGCUCAGCUCCCAUAACAGGCAUAACAGACUUUGCGAAAGAUCUGUUGUAUUCGAUGAAGUUUGCUAAGGGCAAAAGAUUGGAAGAACUUGAGCUGGGCCAGAGACCCAUUAUCUUCAUUGUUCAUUCCAUGGGGGGCCUUGUCGUUAAGCAGGCGUAUAUUCUUGGCCAAAACGACGAUCAAUAUUCUAACAUCGUAUCAUCGAUCAGUGCGAUAUUGUUUUUGGCGACUCCCCAUCGCGGAUCCAAUCUGGCCGAUAUCUUGAACAAGAUCCUGACAGUAUCAGUGUUUAACCAUAGUCCCAAAUUAUACAUAUCGGAGUUGAGUGUCGGGUCACAGACUGUAGCAGCUCUGAACGAGCAAUUCCGUCAUAUCGCUCCAAACCUGGACAUACUUUCAUUCUAUGAGACCCUACAAACUUCAAUUGGUCCAAAGAAAAUGAUGGUGGUCGAGAAGGAGUCGGCUACUCUUGGAUAUCCGAAGGAGAUCUCAAAAGCGCUACUUGCCGAUCACCAUACGGUCUGCAAGUUUGAUAGCACUCAGGACUCUAACUACAUUAGCGUUAGGAAUGCCUUGAAAACCUUAGUCUCAUCUAUUCGCUCGGCAGGGAAAUCUUUAUUCGGAGAGCAGGGGAAAACGCAGCUUGAACAGCUGCAGACUCUGCUAGCAGUGUCAGAGACCUUUCAUGAUGAUCUCGAAUUUUUUCAUUCGAGGUGGACUCCUGGCACCUGCGACUGGAUUACCUUUCAUCCAUCCUUCCUUCAUUGGAUGGAUGAAUCCGAGGAUGCCCCGACCAUGUUAUGGUUGCACGCGUUGCCAGCGAGUGGGAAAUCGGUUUUAUCGGCUUUUGUUACACAUAGGCUCUUAGAAGAGUCUAUUUGCGUGUACUAUUUCUUCCGGUUUAGUGACGAGUCCAAGCGCUCGCUGAGUGCCUGCUUGCGGAGCAUUGCUUUUCAGAUUUCAACACAGCUGCCCGCAUUUUGCCACGCAUUGAAAAACACGCCAUUUGCUACGAAGACGUUGGAAAAGACGGAUUCUAAGGUUAUAUGGGAGAAAAUAUUUGUUCAACUGCUGUUCAAAAUGAGGUUUUCUACAACGAUCCACUGCGUUAUCGAUGCACUGGACGAGUCCGACAACCCACAGCAGCUGGUAGAGUUAAUGCAGAGUGUGUCGCAUUCAUUGACGCGAAUUAAGGUGAUCCUUGUUAGUCGGCAAACAUCAGGGCUCAUCACAACAUUUGACCGCUUGUCAACUGUGCUCUCAGUCGCAUAUUUACCACUGGAGAGUACCAAAAAAGACAUAAGGUUGUAUGUCGAACGGGAAGUAGAAUACUUGCGUGCCGCCCCUGAAUUCAAAGCGCGGCUGGUGGAUAAAAUGGUGAAAUGCGCGAAUGGUAAUUUCCUAUGGGCCAGUCUUGCAAUGCGUGAGGUGGCGGUGUGCAAUACAGCAGAGGAUUUCGACGAAACGUUGGCUGGCAUCCCGGGUGGUAUGGAGCAACUAUAUCAACGCAUGGAGCGCACAAUCAUUGCGAACGCAAAACCACGCGACCGGAAACUGGGGCAGAGGAUUCUAAUGUGGACUACAUGCUCCCGGCGGCCGCUAGCCCUCAAUGAGUUGGCACAAGCGUUGGAGCCAGACUUUUUGCCGAUGGUGGAGAUGAGUCUCCUCAUCAACCGUGUUUGUGGGCAGUUUGUCAUCGUUGACUCUGCCACUGGCCGAUUAGUGAUGGUCCAUCAGACCGCGAGGGAUCAUAUUGUGACAACAGACUCAGAACUAGGAGUCAAUGUACCUGAAGGGCAUGAGGAGUUGUUGACCAAGUGCCUGGCUGUCUUGGAGGAGAAGCAUCACCAGCCUCGCGGUCUGCACCUUUGGCCCGGGGAUCGGAAAGAUAGCCCGAGAGGAGGAUUCUUCCACUAUGCAAUGACAUCGUGGGCAUAUCACCUGGAUAAAGUAUCCCCUGACUCAGAUGCACCACUACUCCUUUUGGCCAAAUUUCUCAAGGGCAAUCACGUUCUAGACUGGAUUGUGGCACUGGCUCAGGCAAGGAAAUUGCGGGCUCUUGUGUCUUCCGCAAAGAGCAUGAAUAUCUACGUCCGCCGGAAACGAGGUCGCAAUGCUGUGACACACCCAAUGGUUCAUCGGCUUCAGGAACUCGACUUGGUGGAAUCAUGGGCUACAGACUUGCUCAAACUCAUUGGGAAAUUUGGACUACAUCUCACCGAGUGCCCUACUUCUAUAUACCAGCAAAUUCCGCCAUUCUGCCCAAAAAUCUCGAUGAUAUACCGACAAUUCGAGCAAUUUGCCCCCCGUCCACACUCCCUAGCGGUCAAGGGACUGUCGAAGUCCACGUGGGAUGAUGGCCUAGCAAAAAUCUCUCUUCAACCCGCGCCCCAGGGCCUCAUAAUUAUUUGUGCCGGAGAUCAUUUUGCUGUACUAACCGGCCGCGGACUAAUUACUUUGUACAACUCUACGACUUUUGAGAUUAAGCAUGUGCUCAAACAUACGGAGGAGGUUUCUGCAAUGAGUUUCAGUCGCAGCUCUCAUCUUCUCGUGACGUACGGCUACCGGACAACAAAGGUUUGGUCUGUCAAUUCGGGGGAAGUCAUGCACCGAAUCCCAAACCCAAUCAGCAGCAGAGUCCUAGCCAUAGUAUUCUCCGGCGGGGACACCCAAAUUGUCAUCGGGUCAGCGGAUCGACUCAUUAGAGUCGCCCGAUUGAGGGAUCAAGUUCCCUCUUGGUCGGUUCUGCAUAGCAGCCUUUUGAAAGGGGAUAUAGCUCUGGAUAGACCUGUGCACAACAUCCCUUGGCGCAUGGCAUUUAAUUCUGACGCGACGUGCGUGGCUGUCGCGUAUCGCAGCUCUCCUCUGUGUGUCUGGUCGCUGGAAAAUGCGACACUUCUGGGACGGUGUAUGCGCAAUCAUAAAUAUGCAGGAAAUUCCUGGACCGUUGUGGACCAGAUGAUCUGGCAUCCAAAAUCUCAAGACAUUCUCGGUCUGUACAUGGGAGGUCAAGUGUUCAGAUGGAACCCUUACACGAACAGUCAACAGGAAUUAGAAGCCGAGGGAUCGAUUCUUGCAUGUAGUCCCGAGGGCAAGUUUUUUACAAUAGGUGACAGCCAGGGCACGAUCAAGCUGUACAACUUUCAUCAUUUUACCCUGAUCUACAAGCUCUCCUGCAAUCAUAUGAUCACUGAUAUCUGCUUCAGUCCAGACGGCAAACGAUUAUAUGACCUCCGUGGUCCAUGGUGCAAUGUUUGGGAGCCGAAUGCACUACUUGCAGGGGAUGAGAAUGGUGAUGAUAGUGACCUUGGGAGCGAGGCUGCUAGCAUUCCAACGGCUAGUAUUUCCGAAGCUUCUGCAGAAGUACGGGCGCAGAUAACCGCAAUUGCCUCACAAUCCGGAGGACGAUAUCACGCUGUUGGGAAUGAAGUUGGAGUCGUCAAUGUGAUAGACUCCUCAGAUAGCAACCAUGUGACGUCUGAGCUCUGGAGAUCAGCUUUGGAGCUACCAAUUUCACAUUUAGAUUGGUCGUCUGAUGGAAGAUUCCUAGCCAGUGUUGAGAUGGCAGGGAGGCUCGUCGUGAAGGAAGUCCAUAUCAGCGGCGAUCGAGGCUGGACUGUUAACGAAGCAUUUGAGAUGACAAUCAAUGUUAGUCCCGAAGGAGUUCAACAAGUCCUGCUAAAUAGCAAUGGGACAAUUGUUCUUGUCAAAAAUGGGUAUUCAGUCACCGUUCAACCGGUGAUAUCGACUCAAUCCAGCGGGGAGCCACCCACUAUCACAUCAAGAGACACGAAGUGGGUUAAUCAUCCAACAAAUUCGAAAUUAUUAUUGUCUUUCAGUUCCAGCCAUAUACGUCUCUACAGAUGGAAUGAUCUCUGUGAAAUUUCCGUCAUGGAUCUACAGAGACCACCAUUACUCUCGGAGCCGGACCCAGAGGCCAUUCCAGGCACCUUUGAAGGCCACCUGCAUAAUGAAGCAAACACCAAAAUCCAGCGCAUCUGCCACAGUCACUCAGGCUCUCACUUCCUUAUCCACACUAUCCUUUUGAUCAACGGUCGCAGAGAAACUGCCACAUUGUUGUUCCCAACAUCUUCUCUGUCCCAAUUACCAACCCUGCCAGCCGUAUCUCCGUUGAUUGAAACGCCUAUGAUCAUCCCGGCCGAAAUACAGCGACAAAUCGAAAUUCCCCUUGGAAUCCUCUCGCGUCAACGCCUUGUGUUUCUUGACAAAAGCUACUGGGUAUGUUCUUGGAGUCUCGGCUCGAACUUCACCCCCGAUCAGGUGCAGCGACACUACUUCCUCCCCAAGGAUUGGCUGAAUACCGAAUGUUUGGAGCUAUGUGCCUUGCUACCAAAUGGGGUGUUUUUGAUCCCGAAUAAUGGCGAGCUGGCUGGGGUUAGUAGCACCGGGUUAUGUCAUGGGUGA
This is a messenger RNA of Penicillium vulpinum, 4908 nucleotides long. RefSeq lists its product as uncharacterized. Gene Ontology annotation, molecular function: protein binding. NCBI's taxonomy places the organism in Eukaryota, Fungi, Ascomycota, Eurotiomycetes, Eurotiales, Aspergillaceae. The record is from RefSeq and is a predicted model, not a curated record. The coding region runs from base 1 to 4908 and encodes 1635 amino acids. The transcript is spliced from 5 exons.